Molecule: messenger RNA, 825 nt
Organism: Paraglomus occultum
Lineage: Eukaryota; Fungi; Glomeromycota; Glomeromycetes; Paraglomerales; Paraglomeraceae
Source: the annotation of a GenBank genome assembly
AUGUAUGCAGUAGCAUUUUUCUAUGUUUGUAUAGAAUAUAUUGGUAAACUGACCAUUGAAGAUUGGAACCGUCGGCAACACUCUGAAAAAUUUGAAUCUGAUAUUGUAAACAAAGUAAAAGCUUUGAAAUUAGUAGAAGACUGGGAAAGAAUCUCAAAUGAGUUGAAUCAGAUGAGGGAUCAUGAGGAUGUAGAACAAUUCUGUACAAGAAAAGUUGCAAGCCUUUGGAGUAAAGUUGAACCAAAAUUAUUGAACACUGUCAAAACAAAAGCAAAACUCAUAUUUGCAUUUGAUGAAUCAUGGUCCUUGCUACAGAGACCAUCUUCAAGAGAAACUGCACAGAUAUUUCCUCAGACAUUUAAUAACCUCCCAAACCUUCAUGUGAGUCAACAUCUUGUAAUGCAUGCACAAAAUUAUGGUACACUGGUUAAUACAGCAGUUGCAGUGAAAGAGAUGGUUCACCAGAUUUUUAAGGGAAUGGGUCCAAUAAUCAUUGUAUCCAACAAAAAUAGUGGAACUGGUGAAGAUUUAGACAAUGCAGUCAAUAAUAAGGGAGAGUUGUUUUCAGGAAAUCAGCAUUUUACAGAAAUUAGUGUCAGAAAAUGUUGGCCCAGGGCACAUGUUGAACAAAUGAAUCUUCCAACAAAGCUUGUUUAUGUUGGCAAUUGGUUAGAAUAUGAUCUAGCUUAUGCAUAUGACUAUUAUUUGGACUUGAAAGCAGCUUUGUUAAAGAAGAAAUUGAAGUAUUAUGAUUCUAUCUCUUACUCUGUAAUGGAUGAUGAUGAGAAUGUCAAAUGGAUACAUGUAAGCAUUGGAGAUAUUUAA